UACAGCCCCCAUCAGCUUCCCCGGGAGACUGUCUGAUUUGUCGCACGCGCGCGCACGAGCCAUGCUCAGGAGGCAGCUCGUCUGGUGGCACCUGCUGGCUUUGCUUUUCCUCCCAUUUUGCCUGUGUCAAGAUGAAUACAUGGAGGUGAGCAGAAGAGCUAAUAAGGCGGUGGCCAGGAUAGUGCAGAGCCACCAGCAGACUGGCCGUAGCGGCUCCAGGAGGGAGAAAGUGAGAGAGCAGAGCCAAGCUAAAACUGGGACUGUGGAUAAUAACACUUCUACAGACCUAAAAUCCCUGAGACCAGAUGAGCUUCCGCACCCUGAGGUAGAGGACCUAGCCCAGAUCAACCCAUUCUGGGGCCAGUCUCCACAAGCCGGAGGGCUGCCUCCAGACUGCAGCAAGUGUUGUCAUGGUGAUUAUGGAUUUCGUGGUUACCAAGGGCCCCCUGGACCCCCAGGUCCUCCUGGCAUUCCAGGAAACCAUGGAAACAAUGGGAACAAUGGAGCCACUGGCCAUGAAGGGGCCAAAGGUGAGAAAGGAGACAAAGGCGACCUGGGGCCUCGAGGGGAACGGGGGCAGCAUGGCCCCAAAGGAGAGAAGGGCUACCCAGGAGUGCCACCAGAACUGCAGAUUGCGUUCAUGGCUUCGCUAGCGACUCACUUCAGCAAUCAGAACAGCGGCAUUAUCUUCAGCAGCGUGGAGACCAACAUUGGAAACUUCUUCGACGUCAUGACUGGGAGGUUUGGGGCCCCCGUAUCAGGUGUGUAUUUCUUCACCUUCAGCAUGAUGAAGCAUGAGGACGUAGAGGAAGUGUAUGUGUACCUUAUGCACAACGGCAACACAGUCUUCAGCAUGUACAGCUAUGAAACAAAGGGAAAAUCAGAUACAUCCAGCAACCAUGCAGUGCUGAAGUUGGCCAAAGGAGACGAAGUCUGGCUAAGAAUGGGCAACGGUGCCCUCCAUGGGGACCACCAGCGCUUCUCUACCUUUGCAGGCUUUCUGCUCUUUGAAACUAAGUGACGAGGAAGACAGGAUAGCUCUGCUUUGAGGGCAAUUUGUAGCUGAGCUAGGGUUGCUAGCAUCUGAGGGAUGUUGAAGUUGGGAGUUCUAUAUGGAGCAUUUAACUGUUGCAUUGGUCACACUGCUACUCAUUCUAAUGGCCUGCCAACAAUGUUGGAUGCUUCAGGGGCUAAGAAGAAUAGACCACAAGGUAAUCUUGCCAGAUGACCUUGGGAAAUACUCAGCAUCUUUGUCACUCUUCUCUGACGUGUCUAAAGGGAUCGCCACCUGAUACAGGUUGGAAAUAAGCGUUCACCUCAAAGAAUGCAUUUGCAAAGAGUUCUGUUGUUCUGUUUAAAUGUAGAAUUAGCUUUGGAGUCAAGCAAGUUUUGAUCUCAUUGUUCUUCAUAAUAUUCUAGACACUAGUCUGAUUGUGAUGGGGCCAGGGCAAGACAUAAGAGCGCUUACCACAAUCUACAUAGGAGAAACACUUCUGAAGUUUAGACUGGAAAAUAGUAUUUGGUUUAGUGGGUUUUAUUCAUAUAUUCAUUAAUAAAAUACAUUUAGUCAUUCCAGAUAACCUUUAAAUAGUACAAUUAUUCCAAUUCUCACAAAUAAUUGGUUCCUCUUUAAAAAAAAAUCAAACAAAAACCCCAUGUAGAUAAUAUUGAGUUCUACUGGGUUAGACUUUCAGAUACAAAAUUUUCUCACACCUGGCUUGCCACAUCUUCUCUUUGCCAUUGCAUUACUGGGGCUGUGGUAGAGCUCUCUUGACUCUGCAUAACCAGCUAAGGUAAGAUUAAGUUGAUAUAGUUCAGAUGUUAUCACAUUUUUUUAAAAAAAUUUGGAUAUUAUCCCCAAUUUUUUAAUAUACACCAUGUUAUGUUGAAUGGGCUGUAAACUUAAACACAGAAAGACAAAUGGACACAAAA
This is a messenger RNA of Grammomys surdaster, 1932 nucleotides long. It is a transcript of the gene C1qtnf3, whose product is annotated as C1q and TNF related 3. The record is from RefSeq and is a predicted model, not a curated record. The transcript has 6 exons. Bases 62 to 1021 code for a protein of 319 amino acids. NCBI's taxonomy places the organism in Eukaryota, Metazoa, Chordata, Mammalia, Rodentia, Muridae. Gene Ontology annotation, molecular function: protein binding.